AUGCAGUCGGGCCCGUCAUUUCCUGCAUCACCUUCAUCCGGUUCCCGAAAGCGCUCAAUUCACGAGGUUGAUGAUGCCAAACCCCCCUCGCCAAAUGCGAAGCGACCGUUGACCGAGUUCGCUGGCGAAAACCAAGAAAAUCGCGAUCCGUCUCUCUCCUCCCAACCUGACAACACUACUUCCCCGCCAGUUGAAAUCAAGCGUAAUCUUCCACCUCCCCCCUCGGUCGAAAUCGUGAUGAGACGGACACCACGUAAACAAAAUGAAGCCGUUGCCUGGGGAUUAACAUCCCCAGGCACCAAUGCUGCUUCCAAUCCUGAGCCUGAUACCCCGGCCUCUAAGAAACGCAAGGUAGUCUCUGCUGGCACAGAUCCCAAGCAACAAGAAAAAGAAGCCAAAGAGCGCCAGAAGGCUGAGGAGAGGGCGAAGAAGGAAGAGGAGAAGCUAAAGAAAGAGGAAGAGAAGGCUAGGAGGGAAGAAGAAAAGCGCCUAAAAGCGGAGGAAAAGAAGAAGCGCGAUGCCGAGCGCGAUGAGGAGAAACGACACAGAGAGGAAGAAAAGCGGAAAAAGGAUGCUCAACGUGAAGAGGAGCGUAAGCAGCGUGAUGAAAAGAAAAAGGCAAAGGAGGACGAAAAGGCCGCCAGAGAAGAAGAGAAGCGCAAAAAGGACGAGGAGAAGGAGAAGAAGACCCGAUCACAAAUGAAACUGAACUCCUUCUUCGCCAAACCACCGGUACCUUCCGCUCCAUCAGGACAGGUGAUCACCGCCCCUUCGCCUAAGAAGGCAUCUGCCACAACCGAUUGCUCUCACGAAACUCAUGUCGUGCAAUCAGAGUAUGAGCGAGAGUUUCCUGCUUUCUUUCUGCAAUCUCAUACAGUCGUGGCACCUCCCCAUCGGUUUGAACGUGACUCAGAGGCCCUCAAACACGUACGGGAAACGAUCGAUGCAAGUCUACGCAAUGACGAAGUCCCAGCCCAAACACAUCCGUUCCGUCCAUCGGAACUCUUUCAAAUAAUCCCCUUCCGUCGUGGGCGUCAGCCAACGAGCUCUGUCAAGGACAUACUAUUGCAGUUACAAAGGUCCGAUGAUCCGGCUGAGCCUCAAACCCAGAGCAUAGUACAAUCUUCGAGGCUACAAGAACUUCUUCGCAAGGUUACGAUGAAGUCUCUCAAAUUUGGCGAGGACAUCCGCCCUCCCUAUCAGGGAACUUAUACCCGCCCCGUGUCCGAGUCAUCCACGAGAAGACUUGCGCGAAGUCCCUAUCUCCGGGGGCUGCCGGAUACCGAUUAUGAUUAUGAUUCCGAGGCGGAAUGGGAAGAACCCGAAGAAGGUGAAGAGCUGGACUCUGAAGAAGAAGACGAAGGCAGUGAUGAGGGCGAAGAUGAUCUCGAGGGUUUCCUAGAUGACGAGGACGAUGCUCUUGCCGAAGGCAAACGUCGUCUCAUUGUUGGUGAUCUCGAACCUGUCUCUACUGGAAUUAAGUGGGCUACGAAUGGAGUCGAGCCUGAAAUGGAGGUCUACCAGAUGCGGACUAUAUCCGAUGCGGUCAAGUUCCCCAUCGACCCCUUCUCGACUGCAUACUGGGAGAAACCCAAGCCUAUGGAUCCAGUACCUGCGAAGGCGCGACCCGCGACAGCCAUAGACGGCUUCCUUGUUCCUACAGUUCCUAGAGCAGUGGCGGCAAACAAUACUUUACCUCCCACAUCAAAAGCGAAACGGCCAUUCCCACCAGACCAACUCGCUGAAUUCAAGGAAGCAGUUGAAGGCAGCGAUCUCAGUAAGAUUGGGUUGGUCGAGAUCUUGAAGAAACGAUUCCCCAAGGUAUCCAAGGAUACACUCAAAGCCACCCUUGACCAGGUAGCUGCUCGUGUCGGACAAAAAGAAGUUGACAAGAAAUGGGUUUGUCGGUGA
Molecule: messenger RNA, 1911 nt
Organism: Penicillium hordei
Lineage: Eukaryota; Fungi; Ascomycota; Eurotiomycetes; Eurotiales; Aspergillaceae
Product: putative chromatin assembly factor 1 subunit A
Exons: 3
Coding region: 1-1911 (636 amino acids)
Biological process (GO): nucleosome assembly
Cellular component (GO): nucleus; CAF-1 complex
Source: RefSeq, a predicted model, not a curated record